AGGAUCUUGACAUUAGGGUGUCAUCGUAUAGUCUGGGGGUUGGUAUGCUAGCCAAUGAUAGACUUCAUGGAAUGGAAUGGUUAAGUAUAAGUCGCUGUUUUAAGUACUUUUUCAAUGGAAUGGUUAAGUAUUAUAAGUCGCUGUUUUACUACUUUUUCCGGCCUCUGUUGACCCAUUAGUAGUUCCCAGUAGUUGUAUUUGAAAACUUCUUCUACCCUUCUACUUUUAUCAUGUGACCAAUCGUGUGCUAGCCAUUGCUUCUAUCCUAUCAUCGUCGGGAGCAGAACUGUAUAAGUAGGAGUGUGGAUUAAGUACUAGUUGGAAAAAUGCCGAACGUUGUUGUUGCAUCCUCUUUGCCGAAAGAUGCCUGCCUUAAGGACAACCCGAUCGAGCAGUGUACCUCGCAGGAUGGCCUAGCAGAAGGAACAACUACGCAGACAGCUGGCUCAACUGGCAAAGCCACACUGGUCACUAAGGGGACUCUGGAGGGGACUAUUUCCUGUUGCGAUUCGGAGAAACAAGAGACUGCUUUAGCUUCAAGCGAGAAGAAAGCUGCGCCAAAGAGAACUGGUGUGAAGGACAAAGAUCAUGCAAGUGAGAAGAAGAAGAAAGAGUAUAGUGAUGAAGUUACAACAGAACCAGAUAGACCUGAAGUGGUGGCGGCGAUCCGUUCAUGGCAUCGCCACGUCAACCGCACUAGCGACGUCACGGUGCUAGAAAACGGCGAGACCAAAAAUGUCUUUCUCAUACCUUUAGAAGAUUGGCUCGAUGAGAAGACGCUUACAGCAAUGAGACGGAUAUAUCGAGACAGCCGAUGGUGGGUUAUGAACGUGGUUCCUCGUGGUACAGCGCUAAAAUGGGAGGAGACUGACCCUCCGGAGGAUAAGCCACGCAUUUUUCCAGAGAAAGAGGAGCCUAAACAUCUAAAUGCUCGGGCGUCACCGUCAGCGAAGGCUGUAACAGAUACGAAAGCUAUAACCAGUGAUGGUGCAAAUGAUUCUGAUGAAGAGGAAGAAGACAGGCGAACGCGUAUAGAGAAAUGGGAAAUCUCUCAUGGUAGCUGGAUUCCGUUAACAACUUUCUUUUUACUCCUAGGAGGCUGUGAAGCUGACAAGAAUCCGUCUUCUAGUGCUAGCGGUCAAGAAAAUAUGGCCAAGAAAGUCUUGUCGAAAAUUCGGGAUGCUGCCAGCUUUUCGAGUGAGACUUCUCCUGAAAAAGAGCUCAGCCGGAGUCGUGCAAUCUAUGUGGAGACGGAGGAAAUGGGUCGAUUUGGUCGUGCGCUUCAUCGAUUGUGGAAACAGAAAAUGCCACCUGUGAUCUACGAAAAUCCUACACCGAUUUUCCGACUUUUCUUCGAUUUCAUUUUCGAGCUCCGGCUACCAUUUAUCUUUCGGGAGAACGAGACAAGUGAAGAAAGGUUCGCACGGCGAAACAAGAAGUACACCAAAUUCAUGGUCAGUGAACGGGUGCGGAAUUCGAAUAAUUCUUAUGGCCAGACUCUGUUGAUAACUCCAUUUUUCAAGAUAGAGCCUUCAUUCAGUUCAUCGUAGUUCAUUGGCUACUAGCUCUGCGUAUGUCGAACCAGCGAUAUAGAUGGUUAUGAAUCUGAUCCAAUAAGAUCUGACGGUAUGGAAAAUGUAACUCAUGUAAAAUAGUAGCUCUAAUGAUGCACAACCGGGAGUAAGGCGUCAUCUUCGUCUUCACUGGCGGACAAAUCUGAAGGGUCGCCGUCGUCGACGAUGGUUCCCGGACCUGUUGCUACUGCGGUCUUUAAUGAAGUGACUUCGUGGUUUCCGAAUCGGCCUAAUUCGGAUUAUGUGAUGCAAAUUGGCGCAGCUUUUCCUACGUUGGAUCAAGUAAAGACGACAGAGACUCAUCGUGUAGCAGUGAGGUAUCUGUUUCCGCGUCUCUACGUCGAUGCAGCACGUGCCGCUUCGAUGCGUACAGAGCUGGUAUCCCAAUUGCCGCUAGAUCGGUCGUGUCAUAAGUGGUUCGAGUCCUUGCGGGAAGACGUCUAUGUCCGUCACGCGAGCGCCGUAUGCGAGUCCGAGGGUGGCAUCCCAAACGAGGAAUAUUUGAACAAGAUUCUAGCGGAUGAUAACAUCUAUAAGCCGAAAGCAGCAGUUGGCCGUUACGCGGAGUGCGCAGGCAACUGGCAUGACACGAUUCGCGUUCCUUUUUGUCAUGCUGCGACAUCUGCAAGUCGCAUCAGUGGAGAAAUUAUGCGGUGGAAGGGCACAUUGGAGAAAGUCGAGAAGUCAAAGCUCGAGAUGAUUCUCGAUGAGCUCAGCUCGUCGGAGGAAGAUGAGGACGAAUCUUUACAGCAAGGGAACAAGCCGGGAAACGUUUCUACAGAGUCAGCUUCAACAAAAAAAACUUCCAAGAAGAGUAUGAAUCCACGAGCAAACUACAGCAGCAACAUCCUAUUUCGUGAUCAUUCGGAGAAAGAUGCGAAAGGAAAGCUGCCUACAGAAAGCAGUGAAGUUCGAAAGCUAUCAGUAAGACUCAACGACUACCGUCUGCAUCAACUCACUGCAUGUAUUCAAAGCCUUGAGCGUUCCCGCGAGCCGAGAAACAACGAGCGGCUUCGCACUUUCAGAGGCAGCUGAGGCUGCUGGUAGCGGUGAGGAGGUUGGGAUGGCUACGUGUCUCUUCACCUGUAGAAAAUCUAUCUAUGCAUUACAAGAGUGAUUAUGUGUUAUGCACUUCCCAAAAGCGUUUUUCAUCUUAUACCAAUGAAAAACUUUUAUCCUUCAACCAUUCCACCCCCUAGUUGUCCACCCCCUAGUUGUUUAGUUGUUUGUCCCUGUCACUUUCUGAGUUGGGUAAGGAAAAACUUGCCUAAGGAUCGAAACUCAGGUAUUGUGGCUCUCAUUGAAAUUGUUGUCUUGCAAAGCGCGUAUAAGCGGUAUCCCCAGAGUCAUUGAAAUAUUUGCAUAAUUUAUUUCUUCGUGUGAUCAUCUUUACUUUCGAAGAUCGAAGCAUGUAGUAGAGUUUAUGGAAUUCUACAACUCUACUAUAAUGGGAUGCUAUGGCCUUUACUUAGACUUUAUUUAACGGAGUUUCUACCUAGAGGAAAAAAUACAGACGGUCGAGUGGUAGGUUGACUUCGAAGAAGACUUGAUUUUUCAAGGUAGAACAAACAAAGCGGUAGCACCGGCGUGCUGGCAAACAAGACUAAAUUUCUUGAGAAAUUCUAGAGUUUACACCCAUGGGUUUGGGGCUACAAGUUUUUGUACAAAAUUUGAGUUUGAUCCUCGUCUCCAAAAUGUAU
Amoebophrya sp. A25 is the source of this 3274-nucleotide messenger RNA. The record is from the annotation of a GenBank genome assembly. NCBI's taxonomy places the organism in Eukaryota, Dinophyceae, Syndiniales, Amoebophryaceae.